ACUAUCUAAAAAUACUUAGGGAAGUUCAUAUCAGGCAAUGUUAUAAGUAGAUUACUAAUAUCUAAAUAACUGCACUCCAAUUAAGUUCAAUUCCAACCAAGCUAUAAGCUAAUCUAAUCUAAGAGAUUAUUUUUCGUAUCAAUGGCAAUGGAAUCGAAGUUAUCGGCGUUGUAGUUGAACUUAGUGCCUUCGAGAACACCAAACAUUAAACUUGACCCACAAAUUAUGCCACAAAUACGCCCUCUGUCGGCCAAUUUGCAGCGGACAGCCAUCGAGGAGCUGAACGAAGUGCCCGAACGUCUGGAUGCGGAUAUUACGGCAAUACGCACCUGGCUGGAACAGCAACCACAUUUGCGCUCACGCAGCAACGAUCAGUUCCUGGUGGCGUUCCUGCGCGGCUGCAAGUUUAGCCUGGAGAAGGCCAAGUCCAAGCUGGAUAAAUAUUAUACGCUGCGCACUCGAUAUCCGGACUUUUAUACCAUACGUGAUGUGGACAGCCAGCGCGUACACGAGCUGCUGCGCCUUGGGUGA
Drosophila hydei is the source of this 531-nucleotide messenger RNA. RefSeq lists its product as uncharacterized. Bases 226 to 531 code for a protein of 101 amino acids. The transcript has a single exon. The record is from RefSeq and is a predicted model, not a curated record. Gene Ontology annotation, cellular component: membrane. Gene Ontology annotation, molecular function: phosphatidylinositol bisphosphate binding. NCBI's taxonomy places the organism in Eukaryota, Metazoa, Arthropoda, Insecta, Diptera, Drosophilidae.